AUGGUCUGCACCGGCGCCCACGCCGCUCUUCUCUUCGCCGUGGCGUACCACCCACGCCUCAGCCACCCUGGCGGCAUGCUGCGAGCGAGAGCGCCUGCUGUGUCACUGACGGCCGAACAGGAGGAGCAGCAGCGGUCUUGGCAGAGGGUUCAGAGGUCUGCUUCGGAGCGGUUUCUGCCGCGGCUGGACGUGCUCCGCUCCGGCGAGGCACCGGCACCGUGGCGGCUGCCUCCGGCGUACCGCGCGAUGCUCGCGCAGCUGCUCGUCAACGCGGCGACGGGGGAUGAGGGAGCCUUGGCGGCGCGGCGUGCGUGGGAUGCGUUCGUCUUUGCUCUCCGGUACCACCGCCGCCAGUACCGCGCCUCGGGCGAGCCGUACGUCGCCUCGAUGCUCGCCAAGGCGGAGGCGGACCUCCCCUCCAUCAUGACGGGACUUCUGCACGACACCGUCGAAGACACCGGCGCGACACUCGAGCUCGUCACCGAGCGAUUCGGCCCCGAGGCGGAGGAGACGAUGGGCAUCUUCGCGCCGCUCGCGCUCCGCAUCGGCAUGUACACCGUCGCUGCCGAGCUCGAGACGCUCGCCCUCGCGGAGCUGCACCCGGAGGCGGCGGAGAGAGUGGCGGCGCAGCAGCGCGCGCACAUCGCCUCGCCCGAGCUGGCGCAGGUGCUACGCGAGCUUCGCGCCGCCCUCGCGCAGAACGAGGGCAGCGGCGGGGGCUCGGCGGGCGGCGGCGGGGCGGCGGGCGAGGGCGGGGCGGCGGGCGGCGGCGGGGCGGCGGGCGAGGGCGGGGCGCUGCUGCGAGCGAUCCACGUGCGGCGCGCCUCUGCGUACCGCGUGUGGCGGCGGCAGCAGGCGCAGCUCCGGGAGCGGGAGGGGGAGGGCGGCGGGGCCGCGCAGCGGGAGGCGCACGACGAGGAGGAGGAGGACGCGCCGGCGGGCGUGGCGGAGACGGCGCGCGUGGUUGCGGCAGGCAGGAGGGGCGAGGGGCGGGGCGCGCUUGCUCUCGACCUGCUUUCUCUCGGCGACUGGCUGCAGCGUGCUCGCCUGCUUCGAAGCUUCGCUGGACCUUCCUGGAACCGUCCGGUAGGCGAUUGCUUGCGGCUCGUGCUCGUCUGCGCGACGCCGCUCGGGUGCUACGAGGCGCUCGGCCUCGUGCACCAGCGGUGGCGCUCGCUCGGCGGCUUCAAAGACUACAUCUCGACGCCAAAGCCAAACCACUACCAGUCCCUCCACACCACCGUCCUUGGCGCGCUCUCGUCCCCCCCCCCCCCCAACCCCGCCACCCGAGCCCCCGCGCCCCUACCCCCCUCGCUACCCCCACCCCCUCCACUGCCCCACCCCCCUCUGCCCCCGCGCACAGGCCCUGGCGGAGUCCUCCUCCACCUCCUCUUCCGCACGCCAGAGAUGCACCAGGUCGCCGAGCAGGGCAUCGUCGCUCACUGGCGGCAGCAGGCGCGCGGGCCGGCGCCGACGCUGCCGCGCUGCGGCAACCGCUACGGCUGGCUCCGCUCGCUGCAAGACAUCUCUGACGCGUCGGAGGCAGCUGACGAUUCGAUCGAGGCGGCUCCCGGGACACGUCCCCGACGCGCUGCGCAGAUGGAGCUGCUCGCCGACCAGAUCUUUUGCUUCACGCCAAAGGGAGACAUCGUGCCCUUGCCGCGCGGCUCCUCCCCGCUCGACCUCGCCUACGCCGUCCACUCGUCGAUCGGCAACCGCUGCGCCGGCGCGCGCGUCAACGGGCGGCUGCAGAGCAUCCACGCCGUGCUUCGCAACGGAGACCGCGUCGAGGUCCUCGUCUCGAGCCAGGUGGAGCCGCAGCAGUCCUGGCUCGCGCUCGUCGCCUCCGGCCGCGCGCGCGCCGAGCUGCGCCGAUUCUUCAACGCUAAGCGCCGCGCCGUCAGAGCCGGGGGAGGGGAUAUCCGCCUCCCUGCCCUCGCUGCCUUGCCGCCGCCGCCGCCGCCGCCCUCCACGGUCCGUGCGACCGCGCCCGCCCCGCCGGCCGCCCCGCCGUUGCCCCGCCCGAAGCGGCGUCGCCGCGUCGUCUCAGCGGGCGGCAUGGCGGCGAACGGCUCGGUUGCGUCUGUGCAGAGCAGCAGAACGGCCGCAGCGGCGGCGGCGGGGAAGGAUGGGAGGGCUGCUGGCGACGCGGCGGGCGGUCCGCGGCUGCAGCUGGCGAAGUGCUGCCGGCCAGUGCCGGGCGACCCGAUCGCGGGCGUGUUGCGAGGCGGCGGCCCACGCCCGACGCUCUGCGUGCACCGCGAGGGCUGCCGCGCGCUGCAGCCGCCGCCUCGCGAGGGCUCGCAGGCGGGGCCGCAGGCGGGGCUGCAGGCGGGGCUGCAGGCGGGCGGCGAGGAGGACGAGCGGCGCGUGGCGGUCCGCUGGGGGGGGCAGUGGGCCAAGCUGUUUGGCUCGCGGUACGAGGCGCGGCUCAAGCUGCGUGUCGACGACGCGCCAGACACACUCGCCGCCAUCGCCGCGGAGGCAGCGCGCACCGGCGCCACGCUCUCGUCCUUCCGCGUGCUGAGCAGAGGGCGCAAGGCGGGGAUGGCGCGCGCAACCGCGCACGUCGAGGUGACGGACCUCGCGCAGCUCCUUGAGCUCAUGCGCGCGCUGCGCACGUUGUCGGCGGUGCGUUCUGUCGAACGUGGCUGA
Molecule: messenger RNA, 2655 nt
Organism: Emiliania huxleyi CCMP1516
Lineage: Eukaryota; Haptophyta; Isochrysidales; Noelaerhabdaceae
Exons: 6
Coding region: 1-2655 (884 amino acids)
Biological process (GO): guanosine tetraphosphate metabolic process
Source: RefSeq, a predicted model, not a curated record